Molecule: messenger RNA, 588 nt
Organism: Chrysoperla carnea
Lineage: Eukaryota; Metazoa; Arthropoda; Insecta; Neuroptera; Chrysopidae
Product: tyrosine recombinase XerC-like
Exons: 2
Coding region: 1-588 (195 amino acids)
Biological process (GO): DNA recombination; DNA integration
Molecular function (GO): DNA binding
Source: RefSeq, a predicted model, not a curated record
AUGACAACAAUAAACCGUACUCCAGUAAGAGAAAAAGCUAAAUCUUUUUUGAAGGAUCUGAAAAAAGAACAACCAGAUUAUAAUUACUUAAGAGAAUUAUUUAGGCAUAUCCGUAAAGAAUUGGGGGUAAAAGUAGACAAUAAUGCUGCAAAAAAAUUACCCUAUGUGCCAACAGAAGAAGAGAUUGAUAGUUGUCAAAUUAUAAUUAACCAAGGAAAGGGUAAUAAAGAUAGAAUAGUUCCGUUUCCUAAUGCAUUUACAGAAGUAUUGGCUGUACACAUAGAAAAUGUGAAGAAAAAUAAGACAAUUUACCAAUUUGAAUCUACUUGGAAGAAACCAUAUUCUGAUCGAGGUAUUAGAAAAAUAUUAAUGAAUUAUACAAAAGAAGCAGGUAUUGAGAACUCAAUAUCACCACAUAAAUUACGACAUUUUCUUUUUACAUGGAUGAAGAAAAAAGGUGUAGAUGAUGCAUUGAUUCAACCUUAUUCAGGACAUGAGAGUCGUCAAUCGCUUGAAAUAUAUUCAAAAUUAUCACUCGUAGACUGCCAACCAGAGUAUGAAAAAAAGAUAAAAGAGUUCCCUGUUUAA